AUGUAUGAGCGCUGGUGCCCCCAGCGGGUGGAGCAGCAGGUGGACCGCGUGCUGUACCCCCGCCAGGAGCUGGAGGUGGGCUGCUCCCAGGUGUACCAGUACAGCACCCAGGGGUGGCGGCUGGACGUGGAGCGCAUGCGCCUCCGACACGGGGGGGACGACGGGAUCGCGCGGUACUACCAGCAGCAGGGCCCCAGGGCCAACUGCUCCAUGUACAGGCCUCCAGCGGUCGAGAGCCAGAGGGUGAACAGGACGGUACAGGGCUGCUGCGAGGGCUGGGGAGGUCCUCACUGUUCCCAGGGGACGGGGGUACGCGGCCACUGCUUCUCCACCUGGAGUUGUGAGGACUUCCCAGGGGUCCACAACUCGUCGCUGAUGUCCAUGGAGCAGUGCUGUGGGGGCUCCUGGGCUCUGAGCUGGCGCAACGCUUCAGACGCUGCCUGUCUGUCAUGUACCUACACCCUCCUGCCGGACUCCCAGUCCUCCCUGCUGGUGCGGGGGGGGCUGCUCGGCAGCACCAGGGACCCCCAGGGGUCCGCCACAUGUGUGACCUGGGGCGGGGCCCACUUCCGCUCCUUCGACAGGAAGCACUUCCAGUUCCAGGGCAGCUGCACCUACGUGCUGGCGGCCUCAACCGAUGGCACCUGGGCUGUCUACGUCAGCACCAUCUGCGAGGGCGGAGGAGACUGCAGUAAGGCUCUCCGGAUGAUGCUUGGUUUGGACCUGGUGUCUGUCCGCCUCGGGAAUUUAACCCUCAACAACGUCCAGGUCGGCCAGGGAGAACCCCUCUUCCAAAAUGGAGUGAGUGUCCAUUGGCUGGGGGACUUUGUGUUUGUGGAGAGCGGCCUGGGGGUCAGGGUGAAGUUUGAUCUGAACAACACGGUAUACCUGACGGUGACCGCUGAGCACAUGGCCACCACUAGGGGGCUCUGUGGGCUCUACAACAACAACGCUGAUGACGACUUCCGCACCAUGGCCGGAACGCUGUCCCAGUACGCUGCAAGCUUUGGAAACUCAUGGAAGGUUCCGGACCCGCAGAACCAGGGCUGCAGCGACGCGGCCGAGCUGGGCCACAGCUGUGACCUCACGGGGGACGCCGCGCUGCGCAGGCAGGCGGAGGCUGAGUGCCAGCGCCUGAUGGAGAGCCCCUUCUCCCAGUGCCACCAGCGGGUGGAUCCGGCGGUCUACCUGGACACCUGCCUGUACCUGUACUGCAGCGUGGCUCCCCGGGGCCGGCCCGCCGCCGUGUGCGACACUCUGGCCAGCUACGCCCGCGAGUGUGCCCAGCAGCACCUGGUCACCCUCUGGAGGACGGCCGCCCUGUGUGGUCGGGUGUGUCCCAGGGGCCAGGUGUUCUCGGACUGCGUCUCCUCCUGCCCCCCCAGCUGCGCGGCCCCCCAGCCCCCCGGCCACGCGGCCGCCCUGGGCCAGUGCCGGGGGGAGUGCGUGGGGGGGUGCGAGUGCCCCCCGGGGCUCUACCUCCACCAGGGCCUCUGCAUGAGGAGGGCCGACUGCCCCUGCUUCCACAGAAGACUCACCUACCAGCCGGGGGCCACCAUCCAGAAGCAGUGCAACACCUGUGUGUGUAAGAACGGCCAGUGGCUGUGUACUGGGGAGCGCUGCGCUGCCCAGUGCAUGCUGAUGGGGGCGCUGCAGGUCACCACCUUCGACAGGAAGAGGUAUUCCCUUCAGGGCGGAGCCUGCUCCUUCACUGCUGUGGAGGACUUCGUGGACAGGAAGCUGGCGGUCAGCCUGCGGUGUGGAGACUGUGACUCGUGGAUGGGGGGAGGAAGAGGAGGAGGAGGAGGAGGAGGAGGAGGAGGAGGGGGGCAGGGCUGUCUGAAGGAGCUGUCCGUCACAGCUCUCCGGACCACAGUCACCAUCACGGACACUGGCUCGGUGACGCUGAACGGGCAGAGGGAGGCGCUGCCGCUGGUCACGGCCGACCUGGUGGUGCGCCGGGCCUCCUCCUCCUUCCUCAUGGUGCAGACCUUCGGGGCCCAGCUGCUGUGGCACCUGGACGGACCGCUGGCCCUCAUCACCCUGCAGCCCGGCUUCGCCCACAAGGUGCGCGGCCUGUGUGGCACCCUGACCUGGGACCAGCACGACGACUUCACCACCCCCGAGGGCGACGUGGAGGCCAGCGUGUCGGCGUUCGCCGCCAAGUUCGCGGCGGAGCGCUGCGCCCUGCCGCCGGGGGGCCCCGCGGCCCCCGACCCCUGCACCACCUACGCCCAGAGGAGGCCCCACGCAGACGCCCUGUGCUCCGUCAUCCACAGCCCCGUCUUCCAGGCGUGUCAUGACGUGGUGGAGCGGGAGCCGUACCUGCGGCUCUGCCAGACGGAGGUGUGCGGCUGUGAGCAGCAGGGGGCGUGUCACUGUACGGUCCUCACUGCCUACGCCCGCCACUGCGCCCAGGAGGGCGUGGCCAUCCCCUGGCGCAACCACACCUUCUGUCCCGUGCGGUGUUCCGGGGGCCAGGAGUACCAGGAGUGCGGCCGGGCGUGUGGCGGCUCGUGUUCGGACCUGCAGCGGGGCUGGAGCUGUGAUGAAGAUGAGGUUGAUGACGGCGAUGGCGAUGGCGGUGGCGGCGGUAGAGGAGGCGGGCGCACCACCCAGAGCUGUGUGCCGGGGUGCCAGUGUCCCCCGGGGCUGGCUGAGGACCCCUUGGGCCAGUGCGUGCCCCUCGCCAUGUGCCCCUGUGUGCAGGGAGACAGGACCCUCCAGCCCGGCGUCACCGUCCAAAUCAACUGCAACACCUGCGUGUGUGAGCUGGGCCGCCUGAACUGCACCUCGCGGCGCUGCGAGGAGCUGAACCAGUGCCCCGGCUCCCUGGUCUACUCCCCGCGCUCCUGCCUGCUCAGCUGCUCCAGCCUGGACCCCCCCGGCCCGCAGCAGGGGGGCCCGGCCCGGCCCGGCUGCCUGGAGCCCCUGGCGGGUUGCGUGUGUCCCCAGGGGGCCGUGCUGCUGGGCGACCGCUGCGUCCCGCCCGAGGACUGUCCCUGUCACCAUAACGGACGCCUCUACUUCACCAACGACACCAUCACCAAGGACUGCAACACCUGUGUGUGUAAAGACCGCCGCUGGCUCUGCGGCCAGGCGGUGUGCGGGGGCGUGUGCGUUGCCACGGGCGACCCCCACUACGUGACUUUCGACGGCCGCUGCUUCUCCUUCCUGGGCGACUGCCAGUACGUGCUGGCGCGGGAGACGGACGGCCUGUUCAGCGUGACGGCGGAGAACGUGCCCUGUGGCAGCACAGGCGUCACCUGCACCAAGUCGGUCACCCUCAGCCUGGGGAACACCGUCAUCCACCUGCUGAGAGGUAAAGCGGUGACGGUGAACGGCAUGCCAGUGACCCUGCCUCGGUCCUACAGUGGCAGCGGUCUGACACUGGAGCGCGUGGGGCUGUUCGUCUCGCUGUCCUCACGUCUGGGGGUCACGCUGCUCUGGGACGGAGGCAUGCGUGUGUACGUGCGCCUGGCGGCCCGCCUGCGGGGCCGGGUCGGGGGGCUCUGCGGGAACUUUGACGGGGACACGGAGAACGACUUCACCACCAGGCAAGGCAUCAUGGAGUCCACCGCCGAGCUGUUCGGAAACUCCUGGAAGGUCAGCCCCUCCUGCCCGGACGUGGCGGACCAGGACCUCCGGGACCCCUGCGCUCUGAACCCCCACAGGGUGCCGUGGGCCAGGAGGCGCUGUGGCCUGCUGACCCAGGAGCUGUUCUCCCCCUGCCACCCUGAGGUUCCCUUCCAGCAGUACUACGACUGGUGUGUCUUCGACGCCUGUGGCUGUGACUCGGGGGGGGACUGUGAGUGUCUGUGCACCGCCCUCGCAGCCUACACAGAGGAGUGCAACCGCAGAGGCGUGUAUAUCCGCUGGCGUUCCCAGGAGCUGUGUCCCCUGCAGUGUGACAACGGUCUGGAGUACGAGCCCUGUGGUCCGGCCUGCCCCAGCUCCUGUCCCGCCAGUGAGCCCUGCUCUGAGGCCAGCGGGGGGGCUCUGUACUGCGUGGAGGGCUGCUUCUGCCCCCCCGGCACCGUCCAGAACGGUGAAGGCUGCGUUACCCGCUCCCAGUGCCCCUGCCAGUGGGAGGGCUCUGUGUUCCCCCCAGGAGCCAGUGUCACCCAGCACUGCCAGAACUGCACCUGUGAGGACGGCGUGUGGAGCUGCGGGGGCGUGGCCUGCCCCUCCCCCCUGUGCGAGGAGGGGGAGUUCCGGUGCGCGGGGGGCCGUUGCGUCCCCCCCCAGUGGCUGUGUGACAACGAGGACGACUGCGGGGACGGCUCAGACGAGCUGUGCCCCUCCACCUGCCGCCCCGACCAGUUCCGCUGCGCGUCCACCCCGAGCGGGCCCUGUCUGGACCCGGCCCGGCGCUGCGACGGCCACGCCGACUGCGUGGACCAAUCGGACGAGGAGUUCUGCGGGCCCGCCCCCCUGCCGCCCCUCUGCCCGCCGGGGGGGUUCCAGUGCGCCAGCGGCCGGUGCCUGGCCUCCAGCCGCGUGUGCGACGGGCGGACGGACUGCGGCUUCGCAGACGCCUCGGACGAGCAAGCCUGUGGCGUGGUGUGCGGCGAGGGGGAGUUCCUGUGUGCAGGCGGUCGCUGUAUCCUCUACUUCCACCGAUGUGACGGACAUGACGACUGUGGAGACCUCAGCGAUGAGAGAGGGUGUGUGUGCAGCCCAGCGGAGAUGCAGUGCCCGGGAGGCCGCUGCCUUCCCGCGGACCGGGUGUGUGACGGACGCAGGGACUGCCCGUCGGGCGUCGACGAAGCCCUCUGUCCCAGCAGAGUGACGUGCUCCCCGGGACAGUUCUCCUGCUCCGACGGCACCUGCCUGGACGCCACGCGGCUGUGUGACGGAAGGAAGGACUGUCCGGACGCGGAGGACGAGGACGCAAACAACUGCCAUUCGGUCGCCGUAGCGACGACGCCCUUACCGGCACCCCUGGCCCCGACGACGCCCUCGUUAGUCUGCAGGUCCAAUGAGUUUGGCUGUGGGACCGUGGGUCAGUGCGUCCCCGUGGCCUGGCGCUGCGACGGGGAGACGGACUGCAUGGACGGCAGUGACGAGCAGGGCUGCCCCGCGGGCCCCUGCGGCCCCGGGCGGGCGGCCUGCCUCAGCGGGGGGCAGUGCCUGGACCACCGGCAGCUCUGUGACGGGGUCCCGCACUGCGCCGACGCCUCGGACGAGAACGUGGACAACUGUGGCUCCGCCCGGAUCCCGCCCUGCCCAGGCAGCUUCUCCUGUGACAACCACACCUGUGUGAACGCAUCGCAGGUGUGCAACGGAGUGGCAGACUGUCCCCAGGGAGACGAUGAGCUGCUCUGUGACAAGGCCACGACCCCCGCCCCCCCAGGGGAGAGGAACACCUCCCUCUCCUGCCCCGAGUUCACCUGCGGGGACGGAUCCUGCGUCUCCUUCCAGACGGUGUGUAACGGAGUGGCCGACUGCCCAGACCCCUCGCCCAGCGACGAGCAGCACUGCAGGACCUGGGGUCCUUGGGGGGCCUGGGGCCCCUGCAGCACCACCUGUGGGACGGGCUCCGAGAGCCGGCAGAGGGCCUGUCCCCUGGGGGACCCUCUGCGGAGAUGCCGGGGCCCGGGGGUCCAGAGGCAGCAGUGCUUCAACACCACCUGUCCAGUGGACGGCCGCUGGCUGCCGUGGGUGACCUGGUCCAACUGCUCGCGGGGCUGCGGGGGGGUGGAGGUGAGGCACCGGGGCUGCGCUCCCCCUCGCUACGGGGGGACCGAGUGCGCCCUGCUGCCCGGGGAGUCCAACCUGGCCAUGGAGAUCAAGCCGUGCCCGGAGAACGCCACCUGCGUGAACCGCACCUGUCCCGCCGGCCUGGUGAGGCUCAGCUGCGGGCCGUGCCCCCUGUCCUGCAGCCACGUCAGCACCGGGACACCCUGCCCCCCGGACGACCACUGCUUCUCAGGGUGCUGGUGUCCGGAGGGCCAGGUGAUGGGCCCCAACCAGCAGUGUGUGGCGCCGGGGGAGUGUCCCUGCGAGGUGGGCGGGGCUCGCUACUGGCCAGGGCAGCAGGUGAAGGUGGACUGUGAGGUCUGCGUGUGUGAGGGAGGACGGCCUCAACGCUGCCAGCUCAACCCGGAGUGCUCAGUGCAUUGUGGGUGGUCCUCCUGGUCCGAGUGGGGGGAGUGUCUUGGACCGUGCGGGGUCCAGAGUGUGCAGUGGUCCUUCAGGAGCCCCAACAACCCCAUGAAGCACGGAGACGGACGCACCUGCAGGGGCAUCUACCGCAAGGCCAGGAGGUGUCAGACGGACCCGUGUGAGGAGUGCGAGCACCAGGGUCAGUCCCACGCCGUGGGGGACGUGUGGGGGGCGGGCGGCUGCCAGCUGUGCCAGUGUUUCCCUAACCUCAUGGUGCGCUGCGCCCCCUACUGCCCGCACGCCGCCGCCGGCUGCCCACCGGGCAUGACUCUGGUACCAGCGGAACGGGACAGGUGUUGCUACUGCGGAGGUACAGGUGAGUGCUGGUCUCCUCUGGGGGUCCAGUCCCUGCCAGCCUCCAGCUUCACGGCCUCGUCCCAGCAGGCUGCCCAUCCUGCUGGGGCCGCCCGCCUCUACGGCCGGGACCCCCGCACAGACCUCCAGGGCUGGAGCCCGGAGCCGGAGGAGUACCGGGACCUGCCCCAGAGGAACCGCCUGGACCUGGCCGGGCCCCAGCAGAACCCAUACCUGCAGAUAGACCUGCUGCAGCCCUACAACAUCACCGGUGUGCUGACUCAGGGCGGGGGUGUGUUUGACACCUACGUCUCCAGCUUCUACCUGCAGUUCAGCGUGAGCGGCGGUCAGUGGUACACAUACAGCGACCUCACCACGGAUGCCCGGCCCAGAGCCAAGGUGUUCCGUGGUAACCAGGACGACAGGGCUGUGGCGGAGGUGCGUCUGGACCGGAUGGUGUCCGCCCGUCUGGUGCGACUCCUACCCCAGGACUUCAGGAACGCCGUCUACCUCCGGCUGGAGGUCAUGGGCUGUGGCGAGGGCACACCGCCCCCCUCCACCACCGGCUGCCCCGCGGGUCAGUUCUCCUGCCCGCCCCCGGGGGGCUGCAUCCCGGCCGCCCAGCGCUGCGACGGGACCCCCCACUGUGCGGCGGGGGAGGACGAGAGGGGCUGCGACCCCCGACCCCAGGCCACCACCCCGUCAGACAGGCCUUACAGCCCUACGCCAGCCCCCCUGAGGACCCCGUCCACGGACGCCGUCACCCGGCCUGCAGUCACACCCACAGACGGGAGCCCCGGUCACCGCGGCGUCUGCUCCUCCGCCCUGGGACUGGAGGACGGCAGGAUCCGCUACGGACAGAUGAGCUCGUCCACGCACCGCGAGAACAACCCCGCGGACGCCGGGCGCCUCAACAUCGUCCCCAACGUGCUGGUGAUGGAGCCGGGCUGGAGCCCCCUGGCCAGCGACCCCCACCCCUACCUGCAGGUGGACUUGCUGGAGCCCACCUGGGUGUCGGGCGUGGUCACCCAGGGCAGCCAGCGCAUGUGGGGCUACCUGACCCGGUACCGGCUGGCCUUCGCCCUGCACAGCAGCCUCUUCAGCGACUACAGCGAGACCGGGAGGCCGGGCAGCCCGGCCAAGGUGUUCGAGGUGCGCAUGGUGGGCCGUGCCCCGGUGACCCGCUGGCUGGACCGCCUGGUGCGGGCGCGCUACCUGCGCAUCGUCCCGCUGGAGUUCAGACACACCUUCUACCUGCGGGCCGAGAUCAUGGGCUGCAGGGGCGACGAGCUGGUGACUCCCAGCAGCGUGACCACGGCGCCCCCCGCUGGCGGGGAGGUGACGGCGCAGCGCUGCGGGCCGGGACAGUUCCCCUGCCACCAGGGGGGCGGCUGCGUCCCGGCGUCGGCGGUCUGCGACGGACGGCCCGACUGCAGGGACCGCUCGGACGAGACGAGCUGCGGCACGGUGACGACAGCGGGCUCCCCCGGGCUGCAGAACCUCACCAGCUCUACGGGACGACCCGGUUUCCGUGGCGACGCCACGACAGGAGCCCCGGGCCUCUACAGCAUCCGCCCCCCCGGGGGCCGUCCCGGUGUGGCGACCACGCCCUCCACACCCAGGUUCACCGGCCAGCCCGGCCUCCACAACCACAGCACCCGUAAGAGCUCCUCCCCGAUUGGUCCGGGGAGCCCAGCUCCGGCCUGGGUCAGCAGCACCCCCCACGACGGCGGGCUACCCAGGGUGCUUUGCGUGGAGGGCCAGUUUGCGUGUGCGUCCUUCGGCUGUGUGGACCCCGCCCAGGUGUGUGACGGGCACCAGGACUGUUACGACGGAUCCGACGAAGAGCCCUGCGGCUCCACGGCCGCGCCGACCGUGAGCACGGUGCGCCCCCUGGUGCCCAGCCCCUGCUCUGCCAAGCAGUUCUCCUGCGCCAGCGGGGAGUGCGUACACCUGGACCGCCGGUGUGACCUCCACAGGGACUGUGUGGACGGCUCGGACGAGCUGCACUGCGUGGACUGCAUCACGUCGUCCUGGACGUCCUGGAGCCGCUGCAGCGUGUCCUGCGGUCUGGGCUCCCUGUUCCGCCAGCGGGACGUCCUGAGAGAGGCGCUCCCCGGGGGGGCCUGCGGGGGGGCCCAGUUCGACAGCCGGGCCUGCUUCCCCCGGGCCUGUCCAGCGGACGGCCACUGGUCGGAGUGGACGGCGUGGUCGGAGUGUGACGCCACAUGCGGGGGCGGAGUCCGGACCAGGAGGCGGUCCUGCUCGGCCCCGCCCCCUAAGAACGGGGGGCGGGACUGCGAGGGCAUGACCCUGCAGACCCAGAGCUGCAACGCCACGCCCUGCGGAACGGGGACCGACACACAGUCAGGCUGUGCCCACGGCAUGGUGCUGGUGACGGAGGCCGACUGUCUGGCAGGGAGGGUGGAGGACUGCCCCCCCACCUGCUCUCACCUCAGCCAGACCUCCAACUGCACCGCCAGCUGUGUUCCAGGCUGUCGCUGCCCAGAGGACCGGUUCCUCCGGGGGGGCCGUUGUGUGAACGCCAGCCAGUGUGGAUGCGUCUGGGACGGGGACACCCUGCAGCCGGGACAGAACUUCUCCCAGGACCCCUGCACCACCUGCGUGUGCAGAAACGGACAAGUCACCUGCGACAACUCCAGCUGUGUGGCGAGCUGUGAUUGGUCGGGCUGGUCGUCGUGGUCACUGUGUGACGUGACGUGUGGUGCAGGAAUACAACAGCGCUUCAGGUCCCCAGGUCACCACGGGGGUCCCAGCAGGGCCCGGUCCUGCCAGGGGGAUUCCACAGAGGCCCGCCAGUGCUUCAGACCCUGCCUGCCCGCGACGGCCGAGGGCCGGUGGACCCGCUGGACGGCGUGGUCCGAGUGCAGCAGGACCUGCUUCCAGGACGUCGACCAGGUGGGCCUCCGCCGGCGCUUCCGCACCUGCCACCGCCAGGACCCCCCCGCUGGCCCGCCGCAUGGCCCCGCCCUCGGCCACGCCCCCACUGGCCAGCCACAUGGCCACGCCCCCACGGACCCCCCCCCGGCCUGCAGCGGGGAGGGACAGGAGCAGGAGCCCUGUAACACUUUACAGUGUCCGGUGAGCGGGGGCUGGUCGCCGUGGUCCUCCUGGUCCCAGUGCUCGGCCGACUGUGACUCUGGCGUCCAGACCAGAGGCCGCCGCUGCAGUUCCCCUCCUCCGCAGCACGGGGGCAGCACCUGCCCCGGCCCCCACAUCCAGACCCGGGACUGCAACUCUGCGCCCUGCUCAGGCAUGUGUCCGGAGGGCAUGGUCUUCCUGUCGGAGGCGGACUGCGAGGCGCGGGGCGGGGCGUGUCCCCGGGCCUGUCUGGACAUGACCCCGGCGGAGGUGCAGUGCGCCACCAGCUGCUACGCUGGCUGCCACUGCGCCGCCGGCCUCUUCCUGCUCAACGGGAGCUGCGUGGCCCAGGCCCGCUGCCCCUGCUACCACCAGGGGGCGCUGCACCCCCCCGGGGCCUCACUGCCCGCCGACGCCUGCAACAACUGCACCUGCCUGGAGGGAGAGAUGCAUUGUGGUGCAGAACCAUGUCCUGUGGACUGCGGCUGGAGCGCGUGGACCCAGUGGAGCGCGUGCAGCCGUACGUGCGACGUGGGCGUGAGGAGGCGGUUCCGCUCGGGGACCAACCCCCCCGCCGUGCUGGGGGGCCGGCCCUGCAAGGGGGACCGGGUGGGCAUGGACACCUGCAGCGUCGAGCCCUGCUUCAGUGUGAUGGAGCCGUGGGGGGCGUGGUCAGCGUGCUCCGUCACCUGCGGCGGGGGCUACCGGAGCAGAACCCGCGGACCAAUCAGGACCCACGGCACCGCGCAGGGCUUCAGCGCCUGCAGCCUGCAGCCCUGUGGGGGCGGCCGGCUGUGUCCGCCGGGCCAGGGGUGGCAGCAGUGUGUCAGGGGAGAGGUGUCGUGUGAGGACGUCACCAUGGCGCUCAGCAGGAACUGCACCCCCGGCUGCCAGUGUCCAGACGGGACGGUCCUGCAGGACGGUGUGUGCGUGACGAGGGCGGAGUGUCGCUGUGACGUGGACGGGGAGCAGCACCUCCCAGGAGACGCCGUCACCAGAGGCUGCAACAACUGCACGUGUGAAGCAGGGAGGCUGACCAACUGCACUCAGCUGAGCUGUGACGUGGAUGGCCAGUGGUCGCUGUGGACCCCCUGGGGUCAGUGUUCGGUGUCGUGCGGAGCAGGGCUCCAGUCCCGGUAUCGCUUCUGCUCCGCCCCCCCGCGGUCAGGCAGCGGACUGCCCUGCCUGGGAGACCACCGCAAGGACCAGGCCUGCGUGGGCCCCCCCUGCACCCGUGAUGGCGGCUGGGGCCAGUGGAGCAACUGGACGGACUGUACCAAGUCCUGCGGCGGGGGUGUCCAGAGCCGGAGGAGGGAGUGUGACAGUCCCGCUCCGGAGGGAGAGGGGGACUACUGCGAGGGCCUGGGAACGGAAGUCACGGCCUGUAGCACCCUCCACUGCCCAGUGGCCCCGUGCUCCACCGUCCCAGGUACGGUGUUCAGCAGCUGUGGCCCCUCCUGUCCUCGCACCUGUGAUGACGUGACCCACUGUGAUUGGAGCUGCGAGGCGGGCUGCUACUGCACGGAGGGGAAGGUCCUGUCGUCCAACGGGACGGUGUGCGUGGGGCGCGAGGCCUGUCCCUGCCUGGACCUGAGCACGGGGCAGCGCCUGGAGGCGGGGGCCACCAGCCUGGCCCCCGACGGCUGCAACAACUGUACCUGUGAAGGAGGAAGGCUGAACUGCACCAGUGAGCCCUGUCCAGUGGCCGGGGACUGGUGCGAGUGGUCCCAGUGGACCCCCUGCUCCCGGACCUGUGGGGCGGAGUGGGUGACCCGCUACAGGGCCUGCAGCUGUCCCGAGCCCAGGGAGGGGGGCGCUGGCUGCCCCGGGGUACAGGAGGUCCACAACGGGGUGGGGGUCCAGGUCCAGAGGCAGCCCUGCCCGGUGAUCUCCUUCUGCCCAGUGCACGGCUCCUGGGGGCCCUGGGCCCCGUGGUCUGAGUGUGACGCCUGCGACGGGGCCACCAGCCGGACCAGGGAGUGCAGCAGCCCCCCCGCCCGCUUCGGGGGGCUGCCCUGCCACGGUGUCAGCAGGCAGAGGCGCGGCUGCCAUGACAACCACACCAUCUGCUCAGACUGCGGGGGGGGUCAGGAGGACUGGCCCUGUGGUAAGCCCUGCCCGCGCUCCUGCUCCGAUCUCCACGGCGACACGGAGUGCAUGGACUCCCCCGCCUGCAGCCCGACCUGCGGUUGCCCCGGUGACCAGGUCCUGCAGGACGGGGUGUGCACCCCCAGGGAUGAAUGCCGCUGCAAACACCACGACAGCACGUCUGCUGGCGGCAAUGAUGCCAGCAAUGCAUCAUGGGUAUGGCCCGGGCCUUCUGAUUGGCUGUACAUUAAACCAGGGGAAAACAUCACUAGUGACUGUAAAAACUGUUCCUGCGAGGCCGGGGUGCUUCAGUGUCAAACGGUGGAUGGUUGCCUUGUCGACGGAGGCUGGAGCCAAUGGGCAGCCUGGUCCGAGUGCUCGUUGCCGUGUGGAGGCGGGGCCAAGCUCAGGCACCGUCAUUGUGACAACCCGGGCCCUCAGAGCGGCGGGCGGGGCUGUGCGGGCGUGGCCGAGCAGCAGAAGGACUGCAACGCACAGAACUGCACAGACUCGGCGGGGGGCUGGCUGCCCUGGUCCCCGUGGGCCCCCUGCUCGGUCAGCUGUGGCGGAGGUGAGCAGUACCGCACGCGGCACUGCGCCUCGCCGCCCUGCAGCGGCCUCCACAGGCAGAGCAAGACCUGCAACACCCAGGUCUGCCUCGAGGUGGGCUGCCCCCCGGGCCGGCUGUACCGGGAGUGCGAGCGGGGGGAGGACUGUCCCUUCAGCUGCUCCCAGGUCAGCGGGCGGGAGGGCUGCUACUCCGACGGCUGUGAGGAGGGCUGCCACUGCCCCCCCCACACCUACCAGCACCGCGGCCUCUGUCUGCAGGAGUGCCCAUGUCUGGUGGACACCGAGCUGCUGACCUCCAUAGAGAGCGUCUCCGUGACGCCCCUCUCCUCUCUGCUCCUCCACAACGUCUCGGAGGGGGAGGAGCUCUCGCCCGGCAGCACCCUGCAGCACGACUGCAGCUCCUGCUCCUGUGAGCACGGCCUGUGGAACUGCUCCCUGGCCCACUGCCCCCUGGACGGGGGCCUGUCCCCUUGGGGCCCCUGGAGCCCCUGCUCCCUGUCCUGCGGGGGCCUGGGUCUGAAGAGCCGGUCGCGGGGCUGCACCAAGCCCCCCCCCGCCCACGGAGGACGGGACUGCCAGGGGGUCCGUCUGGAGAACACCUACUGCCAGGCCCCGGACUGCCCCGGGCUCAUCGGUCCUACAGAAGCCCCCAGCACACCAGACGAAGACACAGGCUUCUCCCCCUGGUCCUCCUGGAGCCCCUGCAGCCGGACCUGCAGUGACGCUCGCACCCCCGCCACCAAGACCCGCCAGCGCCGCUGCGUCAGCCCGCCCUGCUCCGGGGCCCCCCACCAGGAGAAGGCCUGCAACCUGCCCCAGUGCCCAGACGGCGGGGCCGUGUGCGUGGGGGAGGGGUGCGUCAGCAGGAACUGCUCCUGGACGGGCUGGGCCCCGUGGGGGACCUGCUCUCGUUCCUGCGGCGUGGGCCAGCAGCUCAGGCUGAGGACCUUCGUGGCCCCGGGGCCCGGCGGGGCCUGGUGCCACGACAUCCUGGACGGGAACCAGGAGCAGCGCUUCUGCAACAUCCGGCCCUGCAGAGUGGACGGGGGGUGGUCCCGCUGGAGCCCCUGGUCCCGCUGUGAUAAGGUGUGUGGUGGGGGGCGCUCCAUACGCACCCGGUCCUGCUCCAGCCCCCCGCCCAAGAACGGAGGCCUCAAGUGUGAGGGGGAGAAGAACCAGGUGAAGCCCUGCGGCACCAAGCCCUGUGAAGAGAAGGGCUGUCCUCCAGGCCAGGAGGUGGCGCUGUGUGCCAACCAGUGUCCCCAGCGCUGCUCGGACCUGCAGCAGGGCAUCGAGUGCCAUGACGACGCAGAGUGCCAGCCUGGAUGCCGCUGCCCCAAAGGCCAGCUGCAGCAGGAGGGUGUGUGUGUGCAGCUGUGGCAGUGCGACUGCGUGGACUCUCUGGGUCAGACCUGGGCGGCCGGCAGCUCCCACCAGGUCUCCUGCAACAACUGCAGCUGCUCCGACGGACAGCUGCUCUGCACCAAUCACAGCUGCGAGGACGCCUGCUCCUGGAGCUCCUGGUCCAACUGGGCCUCCUGUAGCACUUCUUGUGGGCGGGGCCAGAGAACACGAUACAGGUCCAUGACCCCAGAGACCCCCGGGGCCAGCUGCCAGUUCGAGGAGGUCCAGCAUAAGUCAUGUGACCCGGGGCCGUGCCCGCGCCUCUGUGUCCAUGACGACCAGGACCUCCGGGUGGGAGACACCUGGCUGCAGGGGGAGUGUCAGCAAUGCACCUGCACCCCGGAGGGAGAAUACUGCCAGGAGAUCGAGUGCAGAGUGGACGGGGGCUGGACGCCGUGGUCGGUGUGGGCCGACUGCCCGGUGACCUGCGGACAGGGUACACAGGUUCGAUCCCGCGCCUGCGUCAACCCCCCCCCGCGCAACAAUGGCACCCACUGCGGGGGUCCGGAGCGAGAGGUCCAGGACUGCAGAGCCCCCCCGUGUCUGGACGACCUUUGCCCCUGGUCGCCGUGGUCGCCGUGCUCCCGCAGCUGUGGGGCGGGCUCUGCGCUGCGGCGGCGGGGCUGCGUGUGCGAGGAGGCGGGGGACGCAGCCUGCCCCCCCGAGGUGGAGGCGGAGCGCGGCGUGGAGGAGACCCAGCUGUGCUACAGGCGGCCCUGCCCAGGCUGCCCAAUGUCGGAGUGGAGUGAGUGGUCACUGUGUUCCUGCGAGUCUCAGAGACAGCAGCGCCAUCGCGUGGCUCUCUCCCCGGCCACCAGGGGGCAGCAAUGCUCUCCUGUGGAAACCCAGAGCAGAGCCUGCAACCUCAGCCUCUGUGACAGCUGCGACGCCCCCUUCCUCUACUCGGAGUGUGGCGCCCCCUGUGAGCAGCAGUGUGCACUGCGGGGCCACCCGGAGCUGUGUCUGGGGGCGGGGGGGUGCACCCCUGGGUGCUACUGCCCGCAGGGGCUGCUGCAGCACAACGGUAGCUGUGUUCCUCCGGAGGCCUGUGGCUGUGUCCACCUCCAGCAGGAUGGCCCCGACCGGCCCCCCACGCCCAUCACCGUCCCCCAGGGAGAGACCCUCGCCGUGGGCUGCAGCACCUGCUUUUGCCAUGAGGGGAUUCUGCAGUGUGACAUGAGAGAGUGUGAAGUCAUUCUCAGCGAGUGGUCAGCGUGGACCCCCUGCUCUCCGUGCAAGCUGUCCCCUGCGGGGCCCGAGGGGCCCGGCCCGGUGUCCCUGCAGCGGCGCUACCGGGCCUGCCUUGACCUGGACUCGGGCCUCCCCGUGCCUGAGGAGGAGCAGCAGGGCCAGUGUCCCGGGCCGCUCAGCCAGGAGCGCGCCUGCCCGGACCCCGCGGUGUGCCGAGACGUGUGUGUGUGGAGAGCGUGGGGGGCCUGGGGGGCCUGCACCCAGCCCUGCAGUGGAGGCUUCAGGCAACGCCACAGGCAGCCUCUCGCCCCCUCCCCAGGACCCCACUGCAGGAGGCAGCAGACCCAGAGCCAGAGCUGCAACACAGGCCUCUGCCCAGGUGAGCGCUGCGAGGACCGGGGGCGGACCUACCAAGAGGGCUGUGCCAAUCAGUGUCCCCGCAGCUGCACCGACCUAUGGGAGCACGUGCAGUGUCUACAGGGAGCUUGUCACUCAGGAUGCCGCUGUCCAGAGGGCCAGCUGCUGCAGGACGGAGAGUGCGUCCCGCUGGCUGACUGCCGCUGCGGCUUGCCGUCGGGCAACGGCAGCCUGGAGUUCAACCCGGGGGAGAACGCCACGCUGGACUGUAACGAUUGUGUGUGUGAGAACAGCCGUCUGGUCUGCACCAAGCAUCUCUGCCCCGCCUACCAGCCCUGGAGCCAAUGGAGCGUCUGCUCUGCCUCAUGUGGGCGUGGCCAGAGGACGAGGACACGCCCCUGCCUGGAGCAAGAGGGCGGGGUUCCCUGCGGGGACACGGAGCAGACGGACAGCUGCCUGCUGCCGGCCUGCCCAGCCGACUGUGAGCUGAGUGAGUGGUCCUCCUGGAGCGUGUGCAGCGCCUCGUGUGGCGGGGGGGUGUCGGUGCGGAACAAGACGCUGGUGCAGGAGGCGGAGCCCGGGGGGCGGGCCUGCAGCCCACCGCUGGAGCAGCACACCGUCUGUAACACCAGCAGCUGCCUGCCUGAGUGUCCCCGUGGCGAGGUGUUCAGUGUGUGUGCCGGCUCGUGUCCCCACACCUGUGAGGACCUGUGGCCCCAGAGCCAGUGUGUGGCGGGCCCCUGCACCCCGGGCUGCUCCUGCCCCCCAGGACAGGUGCUGUACGGGGGCUCCUGCGUGUCCCGGGACGACUGCCCCUGCUCGCCCCUCGCUCUCCUGCGUGGGAACCACGAGCUGAACUCCAGCGCCGAGGAGAGCGGCCCGGAGGCCCCGGUGCCACCCGGCUCCACCAUCAAGCACCUCUGUAACACCUGUGUGUGUAAGGGAGGCCUCCUGAACUGCACCUCGGACACAUGUGAUGUGGACUGCGAGUGGUCCGUCUGGUCUCCCUGGAGCUCCUGUUCCUCCAGCUGUGGUUCUGGACAACGUCGCUCCAACAGGACCGUGCUCCGGCCCAGCCGGUACAGUGGGGCCCCAUGUGAGGGCCCCGGCCAGCACACAGCGCCCUGCCUGGCCCCUGACUGUGCCUGCCCUGCGGGGGAGCGUUGGCGACGGGGGGGCCCUGAGGGCCCGGUCCUGUGUGAGAGGGGCUGUGGGGACAUGUACGUCCCCCCGCCCGCUAACUGCAGCGCCGCGGCGGAGGGCUGCGUGUGUCUGGAGGGGCGCUACCGCCAGGGGGGCGGGGCCUGCGUCCUGCCCGCCCUCUGCCCCUGUGAGGACGCCAGCGGCCGGACCAGAGAGGCGGGCGUGGAGUGGGAAGAGGACUGUGUCUGGUGCCGCUGUGUGAACGGGGUGAAGGAGUGCCGGUCCAGAUGCCCCGCCCUCUCAUGCGACGAGGGGGAGGUUAAGGUGCUGGAGCCAGGCGACUGCUGCCCCGUCUGCAGAAAAUCAUUCCCAGGUGAGCCGGAGGCGGUGUGCCAGCGCUACACCCAGGUGAGGAACAUCACUAAGGGAGGCUGUCGCCUGGACAACGUGGAGGUCAGCUUCUGCAGGGGCCGCUGCCAGUCAGGGGCAGACGUCAUCCUGGAGGAGCCCUACCUCCAGUCGGUGUGUGAGUGCUGUAGCUACCGCCUGGACCCGGUCAGCCCGGUGCGCUUCCUCAGCCUGCAGUGUGCCAGCGGAGACAGCGAGCCCGUCGUGCUGCCCGUCAUCCACAGCUGCGAGUGCACCAGCUGCCAAGGGGGCGACCUCUCCAGACGCUGAGGGGCUGUG
Molecule: messenger RNA, 17004 nt
Organism: Gadus morhua (Atlantic cod)
Lineage: Eukaryota; Metazoa; Chordata; Actinopteri; Gadiformes; Gadidae
Gene: sspo
Product: SCO-spondin
Exons: 114
Coding region: 1-16995 (5664 amino acids)
Cellular component (GO): extracellular matrix
Molecular function (GO): protein binding
Source: RefSeq, a predicted model, not a curated record